AUGCCUAUUUUUUCAGAAGACAACUUAAAAGAAGUAACCUGGCCAGAUAAUCCACUUAUUCUUGUUACGUACGAUGAAUGUAUUUUCUUAGCUUAUGAUGGAAGUCAGAGUCUUUGGAUCCCUAAUAGAGAACAACUCUUACGAAAAAAAGGUAUCAGAUAA
Funneliformis caledonium is the source of this 162-nucleotide messenger RNA. The record is from the annotation of a GenBank genome assembly. Lineage: Eukaryota; Fungi; Glomeromycota; Glomeromycetes; Glomerales; Glomeraceae.